AGCUUCUAGUUCUUACGAUCUUUCUCAAAAAUGUUAUAUUGAUGAACUUGAUGAAAAAGAUGAUAAAAAGACAGAGAAGAUACGAGAUAACGAAACUAUUGAAGGAAAGUUUAAUUACGUUCAAUUAAGUAAUGAAGAAAACGACGAUCUAUGUAGACGGUCCGAGCCUUUGUCCCACAAUGCUCUUUCGGGGUGUUCCUGGCUACAAUUUCGUGCGGGUGAGCUUCUUUCCAAAGGUGUUCCUGGCUACGAUAUCAUGCUAUAA
Molecule: messenger RNA, 265 nt
Organism: Dentiscutata heterogama
Lineage: Eukaryota; Fungi; Glomeromycota; Glomeromycetes; Diversisporales; Gigasporaceae
Source: the annotation of a GenBank genome assembly